Messenger RNA from Lytechinus pictus (painted urchin), 7434 nucleotides. Its product is annotated as large neutral amino acids transporter small subunit 1-like. The coding region runs from base 3375 to 3779 and encodes 134 amino acids. Gene Ontology annotation, biological process: amino acid transmembrane transport. The record is from RefSeq and is a predicted model, not a curated record. NCBI's taxonomy places the organism in Eukaryota, Metazoa, Echinodermata, Echinoidea, Temnopleuroida, Toxopneustidae. Gene Ontology annotation, molecular function: L-amino acid transmembrane transporter activity. The transcript is spliced from 5 exons.
GUCUGGAUCAUAUUUAAUGGUACACAAAGUUCAACAGAACCCUUUUGUUGCAGGUCUGGUAAGUCAGGAUCAUAUUUAAAGGUACACAAAGUUCGGCAGAACCCUUCUGUUGCAGAUCUGGUAAGUCAGGAUCAUAUUUAAUGGUACACAAAAGAACCCUUCUGUUGCAGGUCUGGUAAGUCAGGAUCAUAUUUAAUGGUACACAAAGUUCGGCAGAACCCUUCUGUUGCAGGUCUGGUAAGUCAGGAUCAUAUUUAAUGGUACACUAAGUUCAACAGAACCCUUCUGUUGCAGGUCUGGUAAGUCAGGAUCAUAUUUAAUGGUACACAAAGUUCAGCAGAACCCCCUUCUGUUGCAGGUCUGGUAAGUCAGGAUCAUAUUUAAUGGUACACAAAGUUCAACAGAACCCUUCUGUUGCAGGUAUGGUAAGUCAGGAUCAUAUUUAAAGGUACAAAAAGUUCGGCAGAACCCUUCUGUUGCAGAUCUGGUAAGUCAGGAUCAUAUUUAAUGGUACACAAAGUUCGGCUGAACCCUUCUGUUGCAGGUCUGGUAAGUCAGGAUCAUAUUUAAUGGUACACAAAGUUCGGCAGAACCCUUCUGUUGCAGAUCUGGUAAGUCAGGAUCAUAUUUAACAGUACACAAAGUUCGGCAGAACCCUUCUGAUGCAGGUCUGGUAAGUCAGGAUCAUAUUUAAUGGUACACAAAGUUCGGCAGAACCCUUCUGUUGCAGGUCUGGUAAGUCAGGAUCAUAUUUAACAGUACACAAAGUUCGGCAGAACCCUUCUGUUGCAGGUCUGGUAAGUCAGGAUCAUAUUUAACAGUACACGAAGUUCGGCAGAACCCUUCUGUUGCAGGUCUGGUAAGUCAGGAUCAUAUUUAACAGUACCCAAAGUUCAACAGAACCCUUCUGAUGCAGGUCUGGUAAGUCAGGAUCAUAUUUAAAGGUACACAAAGUUCGGCAGAACCCUUCUGUUGCAGAUCUGGUAAGUCAGGAUCAUAUUUAAUGGUACACAAAGUUUGGCAGAACCCUUCUGUUGGAGGUCUGGUAAGUCAGGAUCAUAUUUAACAGUACACAAAGUUCAACAGAACCCUUCUGUUGCAGAUCUGGUAAGUCAGGAUCAUAUUUAAUGGUACACAAAAGAACCCUUCUGUUACAAACUGGUAAGUCAGGAUCAUAUUUAAUGGUACACAAAAAUCGGCAGAACCCUUCUGUUGCAGGUCUGGAUCAUAUUUAAUGGUACACAAAGUUCAACAGAACCCUUUUGUUGCAGGUCUGGUAAGUCAGGAUCAUAUUUAAAGGUACACAAAGUUCGGCAGAACCCUUCUGUUGCAGAUCUGGUAAGUCAGGACCAUAUUUAACAGUACACAAAGUUCGGCUGAACCCUUCUGUUGCAGGUCUGGUAAGUGAGGACCAUAUUUAAUGGUACGCAAAGUUCGGCUGAACCCUUCUGUUGCAGGUCUGGUAAGUCAGGACCAUAUUUAAUGGUACACAAAGUUCGGCAGAACCCUUCUGUUGCAGAUCUGGUAAGUCAGGAUCAUAUUCAAUGGUACACAAAAAUCGGCAGAACCCUUCUGUUGCAGGUCUGGAUCAUAUUUAAUGGUACACAAAGUUCAACAGAACCCUUCUGAUGCAGGUCUGGAUCAUAUUUAACAGUACACAAAGUUCAACAGAACCCUUCUGAUGCAGGUCUGGUAAGUCAGGAUCAUAUUUAAAGGUACACAAAGUUCGGCAGAACCCUUCUGAUGCAGGUCUGGUAAGUCAGGAUCAUAUUUAACAGUACACAAAGUUCGGCUGAACCCUUCUGUUGCAGGUCUGGUAAGUCAGGACCAUAUUUAAUGGUACACAAAGUUCGGCUGAACCCUUCUGUUGCAGGUCUGGUAAGUCAGGACCAUAUUUAAUGGUACACAAAGUUCGGCAGAACCCUUCUGUUGCAGAUCUGGUAAGUCAGGAUCAUAUUCAAUGGUACACAAAAAUCGGCAGAACCCUUCUGUUGCAGGUCUGGAUCAUAUUUAAUGGUACACAAAGUUCAACAGAACCCUUCUGAUGCAGGUCUGGUAAGUCAGGAUCAUAUUUAACAGUACACAAAGUUCAACAGAACCCUUCUGAUGCAGGUCUGGUAAGUCAGGAUCAUAUUUAAAGGUACACAAAGUUCGGCAGAACCCUUCUGAUGCAGGUCUGGUAAGUCAGGAUCAUAUUUAACAGUACACAAAGUUCGGCUGAACCCUUCUGUUGCAGGUCUGGUAAGUCAGGACCAUAUUUAAUGGUACACAAAGUUCGGCUGAACCCUUUUGUUGCAGGUCUGGUAAGUCAGGACCAUAUUUAAUGGUACACAAAGUUCGGCAGAACCCUUCUGUUGCAGAUCUGGUAAGUCAGGAUCAUAUUCAAUGGUACACAAAAAUCGGCAGAACCCUUCUGUUGCAGGUCUGGAUCAUAUUUAAUGGUACACAAAGUUCAACAGAACCCUUCUGAUGCAGGUCUAGUAAGUCAGGAUCAUAUUUAAUGGUACACAAAGUUCGGCAGAACCCUUCUGUUGCAGGUCUGGUAAGUCAGGAUCAUAUUUAACAGUACACAAAGUUCAACAGAACCCUUCUGUUGGAGGUCUGGUAAGUCAGGAUCAUAUUUAACAGUACACAAAGUUCAACAGAACCCUUCUGUUGCAGAUCUGGUAAGUCUGGAUCAUAUUUAAUGGUACACAAAGUUCAACAGAACCCUUUUGUUGCAGGUCUGGUAAGUCAGGAUCAUAUUUAAAGGUACACAAAGUUCGGCAGAACCCUUCUGUUGCAGAUCUGGUAAGUCAGGAUCAUAUUUAAUGGUACACAAAAGAACCCUUCUGUUGCAGGUCUGGUAAGUCAGGAUCAUAUUUAAUGGUACACAAAGUUCGGCAGAACCCUUCUGUUGCAGGUCUGGUAAGUCAGGAUCAUAUUUAAUGGUACACUAAGUUCAACAGAACCCUUCUGUUGCAGGUCUGGUAAGUCAGGAUCAUAUUUAAUGGUACACAAAGUUCAGCAGAACCCCCUUCUGUUGCAGGUCUGGUAAGUCAGGAUCAUAUUUAAUGGUACACAAAGUUCAGCAGAACCCCCUUCUGUUGCAGGUCUGGUAAGUCAGGAUCAUAUUCAAUGGUACACAAAGUUCAGCAGAACCCCCUUCUGUUCAAGGUCUGGUAAGUCAGGAUCAUAUUCGAUGAUACACAAAGUUCAGCAGAACCCCCUUCUGUUGCAGGUCUGGUAAGUCAGAUCAUAUCAAUGGUACACAUCAGUCCAUAAAAAAUAGAAUAAAGCAUACUUAUUCAAAACCAAACUCUUUAUAUUUGAAAAUCGACUGCAGUAUAGUUAUUUAAUCUGCUAUUUAUUUGCAGUUCCCUAUCGCCAUCAUAAUGUUGGUGAGUGGAGAUGUGAGUAGUUUGAUCAACUAUACAGGGUUUUCCGGCUGGUUCUUCACCGCUUUAGCCUGUGCAGUCAUCCCGUAUUACAGAUGGAAGUAUCCUUACCUGAAACGACCCAUUAAGGUUCCUCUGGUGAUACCAAUUAUCUUUGUAUGCUGUGCAUUGUUCCUGGUUGGUAUGUCAAUCUACAGCAGCCCUGUAGAUUGUGGAAUAGGUUUAGCCAUUACUCUUCUCGGGAUACCAGUCUACUAUGUAGGCGUGGCUUGGAAGAAUAAACCUCAAUGGUUCAUCAAUGGAAUGGAUAACCUGACAGUUUUCUUGCAGCAGAUGUUGAUGGUUGUUCCACAAGACGAUAAUGAUGAGAUCAAGGAAAAAAUUCAGUUUAAGGCUAAAUAAAAACAAACUCAAACAACUGUUUCAGAGACGAAAGUUUGGAGAUUUAACCAGUGUUAAAGUAUUAACAUUUUAUAAAUAGAAUAUACAUGCUGUGAUUUUCCAUGCUUAACCAAUACCCACUUUCUCAAUUUUUCAUUUCACUGAUUUUAUUUUUCAAACAGAUUAUUGUUCAUCAUUUAAAUAGUAUAAAUGCAUAAUUUGAUAAAAAUUUAUCCCCUGUAAAUGUUUAGAAGAUUAUAACAGGAUAAAGUAUUCAUUGAAUAAGGAAGUUCUUACAGCAGUUUCUAAAGUUAUGCUUGAUGUAAUUAUUGAUUGGAAUAUGAAGGAUAAAAAUAUUAAAAAAAAUAAAUAAAAAAGAUUUUCUUGACUAUUACGAAAAAUUCAAACUUACUUCAUCCACUUACUUCAUUGUAACAAUUAUUAUACUUAACACUAAACUAGGUCAACACCCAACACAUCCAUAUCAAUACUUUAGCAAAUAGGGGAGGUUAGAAGACAAGGUUACUAGCUUGUGUAGCUUGGCUCUUAGCUGACCAGGCUCCCUUUGGGGAUGACAACCCUCACUUGCAUCCGAACAGGCUGUGAAGGGGUAAACCCUGUUUAAGUCACACGAACAAGUGGCUUCGGCCCCUGAUUAUAAAUGGUUUGGGUUGACUGCCCAUUCUAUCUAAUUAUGAUUGUCACAUUAUUUAAUUAUGGUUUAGUAUGAGGCAGUCAUGGGCCACUUUUCAUUAUAUUAUGAUGGCAACAUCAGGCCCAAAGAACAAUCUAAAAAAAAUGAACUAAGAAAUAAUGCAGUUGGAAAACACUCCGUCCAUCGGAAAGGACGCAAUUGUUGGUCCCGUGUAUAGGAGAGUCCCAACCUAUGCACGUUAAAACCAAUACACUAUUCAUCAAAGAGUAGGGUGUUCACCCAGUGUAUUGCACUUGCCGGUCCCGGCAAAAAUUCAGGUCAAGUACCCGAUGCGUUUAUGCCCGGAGGGCCCUGCAACGUAUACAUCCAGAUCCAGAUUGGGAAACAUAAUUGCCUUGCAAUAUUCAAAUUCAAGAGUCAUAAAUAUCUUUAAAAAACAGCUGACUGAAACAUAUUACCUCUUGUCUUGUAAAUUGUAUUGUAAAGAAUUUGUGAUGGAUAAAAUCAAGCAAAUGAUCACUUGGGCAGGUUGUAGGAUGUAUGUAAAACAAAAUCAUUUAUUGAACAUGAAGAUGUUAAAAUGUUAUGAGAAGUGAUAUUGGUAUAACAAUCCUUCUAUUUCACAGUACUUAUAAAACCAAGAUUUUUAAAACAUAAGUAUAUAACAUCUUUUUAACAAUGAAUUCUGAAUAUUUUUUCAUCAUGCUCAUAAAAAAAAAUCAUUAUAAAAUAUGUGCACCAUCUCUACUCUUUCUUUUAUAGUGGCUCUGUGGUAGAGCAUCUGCCUCAUAAAUGGGAGGUCAUGGGUUCAAUCACUGCCUGUAUCAUACCAAAGACUUUAUAAAUGGGAUUUUCUGCCUUCUUGUCAGGCGCUACACAUGUUAGAAAGGAGAAGGGAAAUGAGAGCUUAAGUGGUUACCCUGAGUAAAUAAAACUUAUUAUCAUUAUUCCUUCCAUAGCAUUAUCUAUCAAUAUCUAACUUUAAUUGACUGUGUCAACUCAACUGGAAUGAUUUGCAAUGUACAAUUUGACUUACUGCAUCCAUAUCUGUAUUCAGAAAAGCAUUAACCCCCCCCUUUUUUUAAGGGUGGGGAGUUGUACCUUUGAUAUUAUAUAAUUGAACACAAUUAUUAUUAUAAUUCAUGAAAAAUAAUAAUAUCUUUAGUUGGCUUCAAAAUUAGUGCAUAUGUACAAGGAAAGAUUUAGUCUUUGAAAUAUCAGAAACUUUGUAAAAUAAAGAAUAGAAUUAAAUCAUCAAAUGUGAUUUUUUUUUUCAGUGCUCUUUUUUACCUUGACAUGAAUGCCGCAAAUGUAUAAUUAUUUAGUUGUGUUUUUUGUUAUCUAUGCUCUAUCACGUCAAGUUAAAAUCACUCCUACAAUUCAUAUCAAUUAUUUUUACAGAGCACUGGUCACAAAAAAAGAUAAUUGCUUGUGUAUGUGACAGAUAUUAAAUACAGUUGGAAUCUUGAGCUGGAUUCAUAAUCAAAAUAACUGAUUCAGUUGCAAUGGUUUAGGUCAGACAAGAAUGGUCUCAAAGCUUUAUAAGCAAAGUCAUAACAUAUUAGUAAAGAUAUCUACGUUAUGACUAUAAGGGUACCACAUUUCCUUUAAAAAUUCUCUUGGCAGGACAUGCAUAGCCUCCAUGUGUUGCAUGCAGGUAGACAUGCUGGAUGCUCUCAGGUACGAAAUAUGACAAACAUCAGUUGAGAACCAGAAGGGCAUUAUUGCAGCUGAAAGAUAUUCUGUUGAGAAACACAAGUGCAGUAUUGCUGUACAAAGUCCAUGGAAAGAGCGCACUUCUGGUUCUCAACAGAACAUCUUUGAUCUGCAAUAGUACCCUUUUGGUUCUCAGCUGAAGAUAUGACCUCCAAUUAAUCUAAAAAGUACAGGUAGUUAUACAGUAGAAAGAGAUAUGGUACACGUCUUAUUCUCUCGUAAGAUAAUUUUAUCCACUUCGACAGGUUGAUUUACCUUAACCAUAAGGGAUUUGUUUUACUAUCGCAUGGGGAGAAGUCAUGAUCAUGAAAAUUUUCAGGAGUAUCAACGGAUAUACAACUGACUUCAGUCCAUGAUUGUUGAUGGGAGAAGGCUGAGGUCAUUAAGUAUGUAUUGAAUGGCCGAGUUCAUCAACCGAGUGACUGUUGUGGUAGAGCUCAUUUAUCACCUGAUGUAUCCUUGCUUGGUGGAAGGCUAAGGUCAUUGAGUAUGUAUUGAAUGGCUGAGUUCAUCAACUGAGUGACCGGUAAGGACGGUGGAGCUCAUUUAUCAACUGAUGUAAAACUGACUUCAGUCCUUGCUUGGUGGAAGGCUAAGGUCAUUGAGUAUGUAUUGAAUGGCUGAGUUCAUCAACUGAGUGACCGGUAAGGACGGUGGAGCUCAUUUAUCAACUGAUGUAAAACUGACUUCAGUCCUUGCUUGGUGGAAGGCUAAGGUCAUUGAGUAUGUAUUGAAUGGCUGAGUUCAUCAACUGAGUGACCGGUAAGGGCGGUGGAGCUCAUUUAUCAACUGAUGUAAAACUGACUUCAGUCCUUAAUGUAACACUGAGUUAAUUCAGUGAGUAUUGAGUGGUAUAUGACUUAGCUCAUCGAUUAAGUGUUGAUUGGUGUACAGCUGAUGUAUCAGUCUUCAUCACCUCUCUAAGGGCCAUUGUAGCGUAGCAAGAACUAGGGAGGGAGAACUCUACUUUCAAUGCCAAAUGCACCCCAUCUGAAAUGUAAAAAAUAAUUGCUAACAUUAUAAAGACUGAUUUAUUUAAUAAGAAAUGAAAGUACACUUGACAUACACAUGAGAGAUGUACUCCAAUGAAAAUGGAUAACACAGAAUUGAUGAGACUAGUCAUAAUCCUACGAUGAAUAUUUUGAUUUAUAUCAAUCGGAAUGUUCAAAAAGAGAAGCUAAUGAAACUAUUGCAAUAAUCAUGUUCUAUAUAGUUAUAAUGAUGUGUGAAAAGGGUUUAACGAGAGCCUAACUUACAUACAGCAAAUACUGUAUUUCAAUAAAUUCAAUGGCACAAUAAAAACGA